Xiphophorus hellerii (green swordtail) is the source of this 2700-nucleotide messenger RNA. RefSeq names its product ring finger protein 122 (gene rnf122). Gene Ontology annotation, cellular component: nucleus. Lineage: Eukaryota; Metazoa; Chordata; Actinopteri; Cyprinodontiformes; Poeciliidae. Gene Ontology annotation, molecular function: ubiquitin protein ligase activity. The record is from RefSeq and is a predicted model, not a curated record. Gene Ontology annotation, biological process: ubiquitin-dependent protein catabolic process. The transcript is spliced from 6 exons. Bases 395 to 859 code for a protein of 154 amino acids.
AGCCAGCGCUCCAGUUUCCACCGUCUCAUAUCGAUGCUGCCGCCGCCACUGGGUCACUGCCAUGCCGCCUGUUAAUAAAAACCGACUCACAGCAGCCAGAAUGAAAUGAAGAAAUAAUAAUAAUAAUAAAAAACACUUCAGCGUUUCUGCUUUUCUUGACUCUGCAGAGAUGAUCCAUCGCGCAAGCAAUGUGACACAACAAAGCUUCGGGAUUUGGUAAAAAGCAAAGCGUUUUUCCCCACUGAGGACCUCUCAUCAGGUGCUAUUGUCUGGUUCACCUCUCACCCAGCUGAUCCGCUGUCAUCCCGGCCUUCUGGGCGCUUUCAUCCGCACAGGCGUCUGCGGCUUGUUGGUAAACACGAACCCGGCGGCAAGGACUCCCUCUGGUGCAUUGAUGCACCCGUUUCAGUGGUGUAACGGGUGCUUCUGUGGUCUGGGAGUGGUUUACUCAAACAAGUCGUGCACCAUGCCGCCCAUCACCUUCCAGGACCUGCCCCUCAACAUCUACAUGGUCAUCUUCGGGACAGGCAUCUUCGUCUUCAUCUUGAGCCUCAUCUUCUGCUGCUAUUUCAUCAGCAAGCUGCGUCACCAAGCACAGAGUGAACGCUUUGGAUACAGAGAGGUGGUGCUAAAAGGAGAUCCAAAAAAAUUAAAUCUUCAUGGGACGUGCGCCGUGUGUCUGGAGGACUUUAAAGUGAAAGACGAGCUGGGGGUGUUACCAUGCCAACAUGCUUUCCACAGGAAGUGUCUUGUAAAAUGGCUGGAGGUGCGCUGCGUGUGCCCCAUGUGCAACAAACCCAUAGCGGGCCCCCCCGAGCAGCAUCACAGCAUUGGGACUCUGCUUGAUGAACUGGUAUAGCCUUCGAAGCCCUGCCAGCCUGGGUGGGAGGCCGGUGCUCAGCCACAUCAUGACCAGCGAGAGCAGGGACAUGCCGCUGACACACGGCGAAGCACCAACACAGGGUAACCUAGAUACCACCUGGAGAAAAAACCCCUGAAGGUUGCUGUGAGAUUUUCCUCAGCCGCCCACACACCACUCCGCCACUCUUCCUUCAGCAUCCCUCCCUCCCUGCACCCGUUCCUCCACAUCCUCGGCUGCUGCCUGCAACGAGGCCAACGGCGUCACUGAGGCGGAGGAGGCAGCUGUUCCAUCGCCACGUGGACGAAAAUGAGCAUCGACGGGAAGAAACGCACUUCGUCGAGGAGUCGGCGCUCCAGCCCUGCAUGUCACAGUGGGCACAGGCAUGAAAUUAUAUCCGUACCCGCCGAAUCCCGUGUGGAAAAACAACAACACCAGCAGGCAACGCCUUUCAGAUGAGGAGAUCUGAGGGGGAAUAAAAGCCACAUGCAGACAAAAGUCUGUGUUUGUAAAUUGUAAAACAAAAAAAACAUAAAAAGGACAGGUAGAAUAAGAUCGAUGAGCUUUUCUAAAGGCUAAAUGUAAUCCCCUGUUGUUAAAAGGUAUUUAAAGAUUAUGUCAAUGUAAUUUGUGGGUCUAUAUAAUUAAUUUCCCCUUUUCCAUUGGGAAAAAGUCUUAAGCACACUGUCAAAAAACGUCUCCAAUUGCCAAAAUUUUACUGUUAUUUGUAUAAAUACAGCUGCCAGUAUUUUAAAUUACUUUUUUUUUUUUUUACAGUGCAAGAAAAUACAACUAAUUUCAAGAGGUCCAGUCUUUAUCCCGACACCCAGUUAUGGAUACUGUAAAUUAUUCAGAUGUUCACGACACAUUUAUUACUGCCCAGAUAUGUGUUUGUGUUGAGAUGAAUGGAAGAAAUCACAAAGUUUCUCACUGUUAUAAAUAAUAAUUAAAGCUUUUUAGAGGACUAAGUACGGAUUACAUGAACAAACUUUAAAAAGAUAGAUUAAAAGUCACUCUUUUAUUUUGUUUGUGAGAUAAAUUGCCUUCACCUCCAUUUACUCGGAAGCAAAUCUGCCUCAGCUCCCUUCUUGUGAAACUGAAUUCAUGUUUUUAUUCUGUAUUAGUUUAAAUAACCUUUUGGUUGUAAAGAAUAAAUUUCACAUCUUAAGAAAAUUGAAGUUCUAAUUUCAAGAAUAAAGUUGAGUUGAAUGUUUUUAUAUUACGCUGAAAUACUAUUUCAAGGUAAAAGUGAGACUUACUGAAAUUAAUUUUUUUCUCUCGAAUUGUAUGAUUUUAUUUUAAAAAUACAGUUGAUCUUGAAAUGUUCUUUUCUUGUUUCUUUAAACUGUGAAAUAAGCAGUUUGUUUUUCUGCACAUAACCCAAAUUCACCAUUUUAAGUUCAUUAAAGCAAUGUUGAUCAUUUUUACAGAUUGCACUAAUUGCAGAAAACGUUCUAAUUGUAUAAAUUGAAGAAGUUGAGGAAGGAAAACAGAAAUCCAGCCUUACUGUGUUUUCAUUUGUCAGGAUUCUCCUUUGCAUUCCUCCCUAGUUGUCUUUUAUAUCUUAAAAGCGUAAUACUGCCUGAAUUGAGCUCAAAACUCACAAAGCACAUUGUUGGGUCACAACAGACACCUGCACUGUGAUUAAAAUGCUGAGUGAAGUAAAAAAAAAAGAUAAUAAAACGAUGGGGGUAAAAGGUGAUUCUGUUGCAUUUUUGUCAAAAAAAAAAAAAAAAAAAGUAAUACAAAUGUUCACUCUGACUCCAGUCACAUUCUACCUUUUAUAAAACAACAGAUGUAAAUACUUGACAAAAGUCAAAAAAUAAAGUUGUUUGCUCAGC